AUGAAAACCAACGACAAGCUCGCCAAACACGUGGUGAUUGUCGUUCAUGGCAGUCUGCGCGACGGCGAUUCAUACUGGUCGCUCAUGAACGACAUAUUUGCCGACUUAAUAAAGCAAGGCGAUGCGCGAGUUGACCGCAACUUGAUCAUUGUCGCGCCUGAGUUCUUUUCAGCGGAACAGAACGAGGGUCAGUACAGUUCAAAACAGCUUGCGUGGCCCGACUUGAACUUAUGGCAGCCUGGCGAGGCUUCCUCCCGACCUAAAGGCUUAAACAUCUCUUCAUACGAAGCCAUUGAGAAACUAGUCGACCACUUUGACAAUUCAUCGCAGUACCCACAGAUGAAAAACAUUACUCUCGUUGGACACAGCGGCGGUGGCCAGCUGGUGAAUCGGUAUGCGACCCUUGCCAGGAAAUUGCCGCAGAACACGCACAUGCGCUUUAUCGUUGCGGACCCAAGCUCCUCGCUUUACUUCACGGAAGACAGGGCGGUGACAGACAAAAAUAUUGUGGACAAGGCGAAGUGUCCCCUAUACAAUUCCUAUCGAUACGGAUUUGACAACCUCACUAUUCCCAUCUACGGCGGCCAAUCUGCUCAGACCGGCUUCAAAAAUUACGUCACCCGCGACAUUGUGCAUCUUAACGGCCUUCUGGAUACGGAAGUGAAUGGGGACCAACAGUGCAUGGCGAUCCUGCAAGGCGGCACUCAGCGAAUCUCGCGCAAUUUUAGCUGGUGGAAGUACCUGAAUCUCAUUGCUGGCACCGGCGAGGACAUGAGAUUCUUCCCUGGAAAUUUUACAAACGUACCCAACUGGAAACAUCUCUACUCGGGCGACUUUACGCCGCGCCUCUCGAUUGUGGCUAAUGCAUCGCACGACGUCGAUCAGGUGUUUAACAGUGCCAUAGGCAACUCUGCCCUCUUUGACACCGAUGUCCUGCCCGGCUGGCGCCCCGAGAAGCCCGGCCAAAGCACCGACAGUUUCCCCAGUGCGGCCAUUCGUGCUCAAGUGCGCUUUGCGCUCUUUAUCCCGCUUGUCGCACUCACCAGCAUAUUUUUGCGUUAA
This is a messenger RNA of Malassezia vespertilionis, 1062 nucleotides long. RefSeq lists its product as uncharacterized. The transcript has a single exon. The coding region runs from base 1 to 1062 and encodes 353 amino acids. The record is from RefSeq and is a predicted model, not a curated record. NCBI's taxonomy places the organism in Eukaryota, Fungi, Basidiomycota, Malasseziomycetes, Malasseziales, Malasseziaceae.